UUCAGUUAUGGACAAGUUGGAGAUACACACGACGGUAGUUUUGAAAUUUCUCAGAUUUGGAAUGCUAUAUUGCAUGAUUUACUGUUAUUUGAAAAUCAAUUUCCUUUUGAUAUCCUUGUCAAGUUAUUUGACAUGGCAAAAGAUUCAAACCAACAAAGCGCACCAGACAACAUAGUUGACAUAGCCCUCUCCUCUUUAGCUAAAUUGGUUCCAUAUUUUGGGAAUUUUCCUCCUUCCAAGAUUCCACCAAAUAAUGUGGAUCAUCUUCUGGGCCUCGUACACGACAGCUGGUGUUCCUCAUUUGCUGAAAUUGUGUCCUCUCCUGGGAAUAUUUAUGCAAGCCAAGGAAGUAAAUGGAGGGUCAUAAAAUGUGCCACAGAGCUUCAAGAAGUUGGGAUUAAAUUCGAGACGGCUACAGAAAGUUCCUCUUUGUUUGAUAUAAAGUUCAAAAAUGGAAUCAUGAGAAUUCCUCCACUGCAAAUAGAUGAUGAUACAGAGUGGUUCUUCAGGAACAUGGUUGCAUACGAGCAAUAUAAACGGGGAACCAACGCACACUAUGUGACUGACUAUAUGACUUUUAUAGAUUGCCUCCUCGAUUCCCCAAAGGAUGUCAAAAUACUUCGUGAUUGUGGAGUUAUUGAUAACGGCUUGGGUGAUGAUAGAGUCGUCUCUAACAUGUUCAUCAAAAUGACCAAUCAUGUCAACGUAUGUGCUGCAAGGUUCUGUUACUCGAAAGUUUUUAAUCGCGUUAACGAGUACUGUGGACAUCCUUGGCGUACAUGGAUGGCUAAUUUAAAGCACAAUUAUUUCAACAACCCGUGGUCUAUCAUUUCAGUCAUCGGUGCUUUUGUGUUGUUGGUACUCACUGUGAUACAAACUAUUUAUUCUAUCUUACAUGGCUAG
This is a messenger RNA of Ilex paraguariensis (yerba mate), 903 nucleotides long. Lineage: Eukaryota; Viridiplantae; Streptophyta; Magnoliopsida; Aquifoliales; Aquifoliaceae. The record is from the annotation of a GenBank genome assembly.